Dermacentor andersoni is the source of this 3339-nucleotide messenger RNA. The record is from RefSeq and is a predicted model, not a curated record. Lineage: Eukaryota; Metazoa; Arthropoda; Arachnida; Ixodida; Ixodidae.
AUGGGGUCCAGGGGUGGCGGGGGUUGUGAGACUAAUCCCCAGCCCGCUCCUUCCUCAGACAGCGACCAGUCCUUGCUUUCUGGAGGCGUCUUGGGCCAUUCGGACAGCCCAGAGCUGCUCUUCUGGGUCCAAGCUUACCAGCAAAGUCUCCCACUGCUCGGCCGUUGUUAUGAUGGGGGUAGUGUUAGUGCGGUGGGUGUCAAGGCAGUGCUGAAGGCCCAUUAUGUUUUGAGUGUUUUGUUCACUGUGGACAAGAGGAAGGUGAACUUCUCCGAAGAGGAGCGCGCUCAGCUCAUCGACGUUCCGAAGACUGCCACGGUUCUGCUGGAGUUCUUCAUCAAGCGCGAGAGCAAGGUGUCGCUGAUGCGCGACCCACUGUCUCACUUCUGCCAGGAAGAAGUGGUGCUCCACGCACAGGAGUGCAUGCUCAAGCUGAACAAGCAAGUCAUCACGUACCAGGACCUCCGCGACAUGGUCGAGAAUCUAGUCGGUCUCCACAGCCUUUGCAUCAAGAAGGACCCCGAGGUUGCGAAGGCCCUUGGCGUGACCGUGCGCAAACUGAUCAUCAUCACCGGGGAGGUGGCUUCGUCCCUGGAGAAGAUCGCCGAGGUGUCCGUCACAGACUGGAUGGCCAUCGGGGACGCCAUCAUCACCAAGAUUGAACGGAUGCAACUGACCAAGCCGCAGCCUUUCUCGUCGUUCAUACCAAAGAUCCGCGACUUCCACAGCAUUAAGAUGCUCGGUGCUGGAGGAUUUGGGGCGGUGUACCUGGCAAACUACCGCCCGGCCAACUUUGUGGCCACCGUGAAGCUGGUCAACGUGGACCGUUUCAGCCGGCACAAGCAAGCCGCCAUGGACAAAGUAGUCGCGUCAGUCAUCAGGAAUCCAUUCCUUGUAAAGUACUACAGCUGCUUCUGUGUCAAGGAGGCGUACGUGACCAUCAUGGAGUACAUUGCUGGCCUGGAUCUUAUGCGCGUGGUGACCAAGGAAGAGUACCUGGACAUCGAGUGCUCUCAGAUAAUCAUGGCGCAGCUGAUACUGGCACUGGAACACAUGCAUCUACGCGGCUUCUUGCAUCGGGACAUCAAGGUCUCCAACAUGCUUAUACUGCCUGGCGGCCGGGUGAAAGUCAUCGACUUCGACACGACGAAAGUUUGCAGCGGUCAUUGUGAGAAUAAUUGCACUGUGCUCUCAUUCCAGCGCGUAGUGAUAGAACUAACGCUGCCGCGACGCUUCACUUCAAUUUGCUGCGCGUGCCGGCUUCUCGCAGUUUCCAAACGUCUCCUGCGUGGUUACUUCCGGAGGACGCCGUUCGAAUUUCACGAUGGGGAAUCGGCUGGCACCAUACCUUACAUGGCACCGGAGAUACUGAAGAGGCGUCCGUACGGUCGCGCCGCAGACUGGUGGUCAGCGGGCAUAGUUUUGUACAAGCUUACGACGGGCCGGGUGCCGUUUCGUGGCAAGACGAAGCAGGCCCUGCGCGAGCGCAUCAUCACGUCGCCGCUCAAGUUUCCCCGCACGGAGGACCACCCGCACUCGGCGACGGCACCGGCCAAGGACAUGAUGUACCGCAUGCUCAAGAAGAACCCAGUGGAGCGGCUGGGGUCACGCAAUUACAGCGACCUCAAGACUCACCCGUUCUUCGAGCAGUUCGACUGGCAGAUGCUGUACAACCGGACCAACCUGUGCGAAAUAUCCAGCAUCGCCGAGAUCCUGAAGGCGGACGCGGAGAAGGGAAACGAACCCGACCCGGACGACCAACGACGCCACCUGACCAUUGACGAGAUGACCGACAUCGCCUUCGACACACAGAGACCGCUGCUCUGCUACGCAUCGGGAAGCUUCAAGAAGCUCAUGAACACGGUCAGGGAAAGCAAGACGGCCAUUAAUAUUUCCCCCACAUUCAUGGACACGAGUGGCUUCUCGACCACUCCCGUCGACUACCGCGCCGCCACGCCAGGCCAGAGCAGCAUCAAGACGGGACUCGCGAGCACUGCGAAUGAGAAGAAAGAGGGUCCAAGUUCCAGCAUUGGAAAAGUCGAACUUAUCCUUUUCCGGAAGAAGAAAUACUGGAAAUAUUGGAGCUUCGGUUUUUCGAUGCGCAGAGUGAAAGGCGAAGACGACAACUUUUAUCUCUACGUCGAUGGCGUGAAAAAGGACAGCCCGGCAGACCGGUCUCAGGUGCUUCCCCUGGACGUGAUCCUGAGCGUGAACGGGACCCACGUGGAGGACGUGGCGCAGGCACGCAAGGCUCUGAGCGCGUGCAGCGACCAGCUCGUGCUGUCGGUGAUGUCGUCGAGCACGUACCGCGUACUCACCUCGCGCCGUGACAUGAUGAGCCUGAUACGCUGCCUGCCCAAGGAAACCGCGGUGCUGAAGAGCAUGCCCUUCUCCUGCAUCACGGGAAUGCCGUACGGCUUGGGCGUCAUUGACGUCAGCGUGUGGGACGACAAGGCGAAGCGCUUCACCACAGUCUUCGUGCUUACCCACACCGACGUGACGCCGGUGGGCAGUGAUACGGUGUACCCGGGCGACGUGCUGGCGCAAAUCGACGGCGUCAACCUGGAGGGCCUCAUGCGCGACCAGGUGAUGCAGAUGCUGAACACGACGAGCGGCGACGUCACAGUGUCCGUGGUGCCGAUGUCGCCCAUGCGUGUGCGCCGCAUCCUCGUGAGCAAGCUGCACGAGACGGUGAUGACCGACACCAACGUGGCCAGCCGCACCACCGGGGCUGACAUCGAGUCGCUGUGAAUGGGCGCAGCAGCUGGUGUCGUCGUCGCCUAUAGGCUGCAACCGUCCAUGUAGACUCCAAGGUCGUUGUUAGGGCCACAAUGAGAUCCUUGCGAUAGACUCGUUCCAAAAAUAAGGCUUCGAGAGGAAGCCGCAGAUGCCACUGCAGCGAAGCGCCCAAGGAUACCACCGCUUAGCGCUUGACCAAUAUUGCAGCUGCGCUCAAUAGCUGCGUACCGCUCGACGAUUAUCGGCGGUGAAAUAUCGCACAGUGCAGAGCUAUGAUGGCCUGCGCAUAUGUUGGCGUAGUAUUGUACUUUAGCGCAUACACGACUGUUUCGAUACUUGGUGUUACUUAGACUUGUGUCUUGUAAGAUUGUUGUUCGCGGACGGCGUUCAGGAUUUAGUAUUAAUUAUAUUUACCAAUCUCACUGCCCUAAAUGCGCUGUGCUCCCAGGACAUCAUUAUAAGUACGAGACGAGUAAAAAGAGGUAGUCUUGAAUUUCAUAUUGGAUGGCUCCUUUAUUAAGAGCAAAUGCAAAUAAAGUAAUAGCGAAUGCUUGCCGUUUAAUAAAGAACGUAACACUGUUUCACAAAGGUGUAAAAUAC